AUGCCGGGUUCGAACCAAGCCAUUCAAGGUCGUGGAGGCAGGUUUGAUCCCAUGGUUUCCAGCAUAGUCCUGGAAGGGUGUGGUAAUUUUAGGGUGAAGAUAGCGCUUAGUCUAAUCAGCUGUAAAAAACUUGUUUUAAAACGUAUUCGCCACAAAAACGAUAGUCCAGGAGUGGAUGAUGCUGAGGUCUGCUUACUGAAGCUUGCUGAUAAAAUAUCUAAUGGGACAGUAAUAAAAAUAAAUGAUACAGGUACUAUUGUGUCUGUUUCCCCAGGGACUCUGAUUGGAGGCAGUUUUAGUUUCGAAUGUUCAAAUAGUCGGGGUAUCGGUUAUUAUUUGGAAUUCCUACUCAUGGUUGCACCGUUUUGUAAAACUCCUAUUGAAUCAACUUUGGUCGGGGUUUCGAAUGUUCCCCAUGAUCCGUCUGUAGACAUGAUCACACAGUCGUGGUUACCUACCUACCGCAUCUCUGUUGGUUUAAGUGCUGGCGCCUCAACAAAAAUCGAUAUUCAGAAACGUGGUGUAUAUCCUGGUGGCGGGGGUGAAGUAUUGUUCUCUUCCAGGCCUUGUAGUGGUGUUGUUCCAGUUGACAAGAUUGAUGUUGGAAAAGUUUGUAGAGUUCGUGGUAUUGCAUGGAGCUGUCGUGUUAGCUCUUCAUACGGACAAUCCUUAGUGUCUGGUGCGAAAUCAGUUCUCAAUCAAUUUCUAAGUGAUGUAUACUUUACAAUAGAUCAUCGAAAGGGUCAAUAUGCAGGCAAAAGCCCUGGGUUUGGUCUGACUCUAUGGGCGGAACGUAAAGAUGGUGGUGUAUAUUCUGCAGAAGCGAUGUCGGAACCUGAAGGGAGUGAUAACGUACUUAUGGAUGCAGAAACGAUAGGAAAAUUAGCAGCAAACCGACUAUUAGAUCAGAUAUACAGAGGGGGCUUCAUUGAUUCGGGAACCCAGUCGUUGGCUUUCGUUUUAAUGGCUUGUGAAAGUGGACGUAAUGCUAGCCGUCUGGCUGUCGGAAACCUGUCCGAAUAUUCUGUUUGUACAUUAAGACUCAUUCAAAAAUUCCUUGGAGUAACAUUUAAUUUUCAGUACCAAAGCCAAGAUAAUCCUAUCAAAUUAUCUGAAGAGAAUGUGGAAGAGAACGAAAAUGAGACUGAUAUAGAUUCUAAUUCAAAAAUGCUUAUUGCUACUUGUUUCGGUGCUGGUGUACAAAAUAUUAAUAAAUCUAUUAGAUAA
Molecule: messenger RNA, 1227 nt
Organism: Schistosoma haematobium
Lineage: Eukaryota; Metazoa; Platyhelminthes; Trematoda; Strigeidida; Schistosomatidae
Gene: RCL1
Product: rRNA-processing endoribonuclease
Exons: 6
Coding region: 1-1227 (408 amino acids)
Biological process (GO): endonucleolytic cleavage of tricistronic rRNA transcript (SSU-rRNA, 5.8S rRNA, LSU-rRNA); ribosome biogenesis
Cellular component (GO): nucleolus
Molecular function (GO): RNA endonuclease activity
Source: RefSeq, a predicted model, not a curated record